Messenger RNA from Tupaia belangeri chinensis (Chinese tree shrew), 1712 nucleotides. It is a transcript of the gene PRPF38B, whose product is annotated as pre-mRNA processing factor 38B. The record is from RefSeq and is a predicted model, not a curated record. NCBI's taxonomy places the organism in Eukaryota, Metazoa, Chordata, Mammalia, Scandentia, Tupaiidae.
UCAGCUCGGAACGCUGGGACGUGUGACGUCACAUCCGCCGGCCGGCCAUCUUGUUCCCAGGGGCAGUUGGCGGAAGAGAUCGCGCUCCCUGGCCGCCGGCUUGCCUCCUGCCUGGAGUUCUUGCGACCCGCGUUUCCGCGUCUGUUCUCUGCGCGGCGUCCAUCUGUCAGCGACCCCUGGCUCUCUCUCACCUGGCAGGGGCACAGCGGGGCGGCCCCCUCUCCUGACGGCGUUCCAUGGAGUAGGGUCCCGGACCGUUGUCCCGGAGAGCGAGAUCGAGCUUGGCCCCCUCCCCCCUCCCUUCUCCCUCCCUCCUUCCUUCCGCUGCAACAUGGCUAACAACAGCCCCGCGCUGACAGGCAACUCGCAGCCGCAGCACCAGGCGGCCGCGGGGCGGCGGCGCCACCAAGCCGGCGGGCUCGGGGAAGCAGGGCAAUGUGCUGCCGCUUUGGGGCAACGAGAAGACCAUGAACCUCAACCCCAUGAUCCUGACCAAUAUCCUGUCGUCGCCUUACUUCAAAGUGCAGCUCUACGAGCUCAAGACCUACCACGAGGUGGUGGACGAGAUCUACUUUAAGGUUACACAUGUUGAACCAUGGGAGAAGGGAAGCAGGAAAACAGCAGGCCAGACAGGGAUGUGCGGAGGGGUCCGAGGUGUUGGAACAGGAGGAAUUGUUUCCACAGCUUUUUGCCUGUUGUACAAAUUAUUUACUCUGAAAUUAACUCGCAAGCAAGUGAUGGGUCUCAUAACGCACACAGAUUCUCCAUAUAUUAGAGCUCUUGGAUUUAUGUAUAUAAGGUAUACACAGCCCCCAACAGAUCUGUGGGACUGGUUUGAAUCCUUCCUUGAUGAUGAAGAGGACCUAGAUGUGAAGGCUGGUGGAGGCUGUGUAAUGACCAUUGGAGAAAUGCUGCGGUCUUUUCUCACAAAACUGGAGUGGUUUUCUACCUUAUUUCCAAGAAUUCCAGUUCCAGUUCAAAAGAAUAUUGAUCAACAAAUUAAAACCCGACCUAGAAAAAUCAAGAAAGAUGGAAAGGAAGGUGCCGAGGAAAUAGACAGACAUGUUGAACGCAGACGUUCCAGGUCUCCAAGGAGAUCACUUAGUCCACGGAGGUCCCCAAGAAGAUCAAGAAGCAGAAGUCAUCAUCGGGAGGGCCAUGGGUCUUCUAGUUUUGACAGAGAAUUAGAGAGAGAAAAAGAACGCCAGCGACUAGAACGUGAAGCCAAAGAAAGGGAAAAAGAAAGGCGAAGAUCUCGAAGUAUUGAUCGGGGAUUAGAACGCAGGCAUAGCAAAAAAAAAAUAGAAGUCGUAGUCGAAGUCGUGAUAGGAAAGGGGAUAGAAGGGACAGGGAUCGGGAAAGAGAGAAAGAAAAUGAGAGAGGUAGAAGACGAGAUCGUGAUUAUGAUAAGGAAAGAGGUAAUGACCGAGAAAAGGAGAGAGAACGAUCAAGAGAACGGUCCAAGGAACAGAGAAGUAGGGGCGAAUAGAAGUGGCAGUCAAGGAAGAACUGACAGUGUUGAAAAAUCAAAAAAACGGGAACAUAGCCCCAGCAAAGAAAAAUCUAGGAAGCGUAGUGGAAGCAAAGAACGUUCCCACAAACGAGAUCAUGGUGAUAGCAAGGACCAGUCAGACAAACACGAUCGUCGAAGGAGCCAAAGUAUAGAACAAGAGAGCCAAGAAAAACACAAAAACAAAGAUGAGACUGUGUGA